Messenger RNA from Cinara cedri, 11599 nucleotides. The record is from the annotation of a GenBank genome assembly. NCBI's taxonomy places the organism in Eukaryota, Metazoa, Arthropoda, Insecta, Hemiptera, Aphididae.
AUGGAAGGCGGUGACAUUUUCAUACAAGAUUUCAUCAACGACCUUCAAGAAUCGCCCGAGAGCCAAGUUCAAAAAUGUUUUCGCGAUUCCUGUAUUUUGAUUACCGGUGGAACGGGUUUCAUCGGUAAAGUUUUAAUCGAAAAAUUACUAAGGUAUGCGGAUGACAGACAUUGGUUUACCUAGGACGUAAAAUUACAAUGUUUUGUUAGAUAAAUAUAAUAUAUUAUAAAAUUGUUACCCGUAUACAGGUCGUGUUACAAUUUGAACACUAUUUAUGUCGUCACAAGACCAUUGAACGGUCAAAAUCCGAAUGAACGGGUCAAGGAAAUAUUUAUUAGUCCGGUAAUUAAUAAACAUAAUAAUAAUUACAAUAAAGUCGAGUAAAGGGCACAUAUGUAUAUUAGGUACUUUAUUAGAAUAUUCAAUUAGGAUAGAGUAAGAGCACGUCUCUAUGUUAUUAUACUUACAAAUAAUAACUCUUUAUUUUCAAAAUUAUAUCUCAAAUACUUUGUUGGUAUAUAAUAGUAAUUAUAACAAUAAUAUAUUAUAUAAUUAACUUUUUGAUUGUGAGCGUAACGAUCUUAGUUUUACUAUGAUAAUGUGUGCUUAUUUUUUUCCUAAUCAAAAUACAACUAGAGACAUUUUUUAUUGUCUUGAGUACCUAACGCAAAAUGUUGUUAAAAAAUCAUACCUACCUCUACUAUCCACGAUUUAGGUCGAGUUUAACCAUUGCAAAAGACAUUCAUUUUUUUCGUGCGACACACAGUGCCCACAUCUUUUAUUUCUUCAAUUUGUUCUAUGAGUGUCUAAACACUAUGAUUUUUGUUUCCUAGUUAUUUGUUUAUCCACUAGUAAAAAAGUAUUAUACAAUAGAGUUUACUGGUAAAUUAUAGCAUACUCUCCACUAUCUUGCAAGCAAGAUAAUGCGAAUUUGAAGUUAUAUUUGAAGAAUAUUUAACUUUUUGAACUGGUUAGCUAUUUUAUGUCACUGACCGCCAUGUAUUAUAUUUACUAUAUCUAUAAUAAAGCUAUUAUAUUACUCCUAACCUACUAAUUACUAGUCAAAUAAAACAUUAUGUCAUUUUUAUAUUUUUAUUGAAAUUAGUAAUUGUAAUUAAAUAUAAUAACAUAAUUUUGAAUUUAUUUACGAUAUUUUUAUAAUACCAUUAAUCUGAUGCGCACGUCUGACCGGGCGCGCGUGUUUUCCGGUGACUUUGACGCUAUAGCUUUUCGAUCGGAUGAAAGUAGAAAACCCCGGGUACCGGAAUCAAGUGCAAGCAAUCAGCGGUGAUUGCUCGCAGCCAGGUCUGGGAUUGCGUGAGGCUGACUUAAAGGUAAUCAAAUCCAAAAUAAACGUCGUGAUCCAUUUGGCGUCGACCGCGGUUAGCAGUUUCCACGAAUUUUCUGGGUUUCGGUCUGCCGUCUGUACCAACGUCCGAGCAACCAGAGACUUAAUCGCACUCUCAAAGCGUUUUCAAAAUCUCAAGGUACCUAUGUACAAUAUAGUUAUCAUUAACUUAAUGGUGCUCUUUUUCGUGGGGAUCAAUAUUGUGCAUCAGGGACCAACAUAGACCGUUUGCCCUUGCAAAACAUUAUUAUUAAUAUUUGGAUUUAUUUGAUUCUUCCAGCUAUCUCUAUAUCUAUCGUCGAACUCGUCUAAUUUGGUCGACCCUUUAAAGCUUAUUACCACGGUUUCUUCCAUAUCCGGUUAUACUUAAACAUUGUCCGCAUUGUAUUGGGUUUUGGCUUCUCAAUGACGCAUAUCAAUAAACUCAUCGCAGUCUUUCGAUGAUCUUUAAAAUAUCAUGCCCCCCGAACAUUAGCUCUCUGUUUUCCCUCCGUAUCCACUCUGCAAUUAUGUAACACUUUAUUGGUCUCUUAUAUAAAAAAUCUUCCAAAUCGUCCGUUCUCUUAUAUAAAGUCGAUUUUUUCAUUAACAGUAAAUAAUAUGUUUUUUUCUUUUCCGCAUAGGCAUUUGUGCAUGUGUCGUCCGUGUUUAUCAAUCCUUCAGUUUUAGAUGUACACGAACAGUUUUACGAUUCGUCGAUACCCCCUGCCACUCCUAUAUACAUGGCUGAAACACUUCCUGAUCACGUCUUGGACAAAGUAGCUCAGGGGCAAGUUGAACAUAUAAUUUGCUCAUUAUGAAUACGUUUAUAUUACAAAACCAAUGCUCGAAUUGAAGAAAAAGUUCUGAACGGACGCCCAUGGUUUUAUAGGUUAGAAACCAUCGUUUCAUAAUAUGUGGAUAAAUUAAGACGAUUUACUUAAAUUGUAUAAUUAAUUUUACAAAAACAAAAUUAUAAAAUGCAAAUUCAUUUAUUAAAACGACUCUGAUUUCAAGUAUUAACUGAGGUAAAUUAUCCAGAAAUUGUAUUAAGUACGUGGGUGAAUGGUUGAUAAUCAGUGGUUCUUCGUCUAUGUUUUUUUUUAAGUCGUCUGUUACAAUGAAGUUUUAUUGAAAAAUUUUUGUUUGGGAGUUUUGGUUACAUCUCACAAUCGAAAAUUAGGAGGGUAGGUGGUAUGCCGUCGUUUAUUAUGAAAACAAUAUUUAAAUAUUACAAAAGUUGUGAAAUAAAUAAUUGUGAUAUUAGUUUUUAUUUGUACAUACAUAAAACAAAUGUUUAGUUUUAAUUUUGGAUAACAAUUUCGAGCACUUUUGCCGUUUACAACCGAAUGCAUCGUAACUAGUAAUCGUAAUAAUUUUGUCAUUUAUUUUCUUUUUUCUUUUCAGACUCAUAUCUGGAUGGCCGGACGUGGUCACUUUUACUAAAGCUAUGUCUGAACAGAUUAUCCAGUCGGCCGGACGAGAUUUACCUGUAUGCGUUGUGAGGCCCGGGUUCGGUAAUAUUACUAAUAUACCUCUAUGGUUAAUUUUUCAAUCUUUUUUUACAAUUGUGCGUGUAAUAACUGUGUACUUUGGAGGCGACCGGAGAUUUUGGAACAUAAUUUCUAAUUCUCCGACGACGAGCAACUGAAUGAAGCUUAUUUUUUAAUGGAAUUCACUUUUGACCAUCCACAAUCGUCCACGUAACCAAAAUAUUUUAUUUUAUUUUCAACAAUACGGACUGAACUCAAUUACAUAGAAUUAACGAUAACGUAUUAAAACAUAUAAAGUAUAAAAACAAAAAAUACAAAUAUGUAACAAAAUACUAAAAAGAUGAUCGCUAAUUAUCGUACGCAUCAUUUUAAAGAUUGGCUGUUUCUUAACAUAAUUGACGUUGCACUUAUAGGUACAAAAAAGAAAGGCAAGAUAAUGGGGACGGGUGCAGCCAUUGAUGUAGAUGGGAAGUUGGGAAGGUAGAAUAUAGACGGGAAUUUAAUGCAUAUCUGUAAGCAAUGAUAAACUAUUGCUUACGAAAAAACGAUUUUGAGUGAAGUUCAAUUGAUAGUGAUACUUUGUCAACAAUAUAUACGCCAUUUUAUAGUAAAAUAAUUAAAUGAGCUUUAUAUAUUUUCUUUGAUAAAAUUUGUUUAAUGUUUUAUUGAUUUUCUUAAUUUACCUACAUUUCUUAUAUUUUCCCAUUUUUUUUUUUUUGGUUUUUCAAUUUUGAUGAGAAAACUCUUGAGAAAAUCAAAACUAUAACCUCUUUAAAGUACCUAGUGAAAAUUUCUUUGAGAAAUAUUAUUAUCAUUAAAAGUUGAAGUGAAAUUGCUGGCAUAAAAGUUGCUCACAGAAAAAAAAAAUGAAUAAACAUCUUUAUAAAACCAUAAACUUCUUCGUUCUGCUUAGAUUCUAAAAUGGAUAUAUGUAUGUUAUGAACAGAAGUUAAUGGUACUUUAAAGUUAAUCACAGAUAGAUAUUAAAAUAUUAUUACUAGUAUGUAACAGUACUGUGGAUAUUAAAACAAAUAAAAUAAAUAUAGGAAUUAUAUAAUUAAUAUAACAUGAUGAUGAUUAUGACAAAUAAGGCGGGAAUAUUAUUAAGUUCUUUUUUAUAUUAAACUGUGACUCGUUCAAUGACUCAUGAAUUGUUAUUAUCAUUCAACGUAUACUUAAGGUAGUUAAAUUAAAAUCAAAGUCAAGGAUAAAAGAAUAAUUAUUGUAGGGAAUGACGUAUUCAAUCAAGGUCCGCGUUUUUAGUUUUAGGUACUGCUCAUGAACCCAUAGCGGGUUGGACGAACCAUUUAAACAAUUUAACAGGAUGUGCGCUUGGUUCCGGGCUAGGCCUGGUGCGGAUUUAUCACGGACCUAGCUCCGUGAACGCCGAAAUCGUACCCGUCGACAUGCUGGUCAAUCUAAUUCUUGUCGCCUGUUGGGAUUUGAUCGGAAACAGGUGUGCGAUCGCCAUGUAAAAUAUCUAUACGUAUAUAUAGUUGAAUUAUAUUAUUUUACAAUGUAUAAUUUGACCAAUAUACGAAUAUUGUAUAUUAAAUAAAUAUCUGAGCAUUUUUUGUAGGUAUAAAAAAAAAAUUUUUUUUUGUUAUAAAAAGUCUGAUAUGUUCGUAUCGAACUAAUAAUCUGCACGAAAUAGUGAAAACUAUACAAUUGUUGCUAUUUUCUUAAAUUAGGAAGUAAUUAAUAUUUACUUAUAAUAAGAAUUUGUAUGCACACACUGUGGUUGAAAUCCUAGAUAGUUAAUUGUUACUGAAUUCAGUCGGAGACAUUUUCGCAUAGUUUUAGAGUACUCGGUAUUUUUGUAGUUCUCCAGGAGGCUAAUUUAUAACAAAUUGUACAAAAAACGUUUUCGAUAAUGAAGAGAUCUGUGUGAAAAUAUCAUAACUACUUUAUUCGUCAAAGUUCUUUUUUAGCAUUAUCAGAAAAGAAAAAACUAUGCGUAAAUCUGUGCUGCGUAUAAUUCAAAUAGUCGUAUAGGAAAUAUAACGUAUUUGAAGUUUUGUGGAUUUUCUCCGUCGGUAAAUAACAUAGCUCCGGAGCUAUGUGGUCUUAUGCUGUCUACUCUGAAUUUAAUAAUUCAAUAAUAAUAUGUUUUAUGUACUAUCAAUAUUAUUUUCAAUCCUUAUACAUACUGUUUUUGAUAAAAUAUGUAUUUUCAAAUAUAAAAAAAAAGAGAUGGACAUUCUUAGCACAAUGGGUGGGCUACUGUUGUAGGCUUGAUAAGUUGAGUUAAGUUGGGAACGUAGGAUAUAGAGGGUAAUUUAAUGUAUUUUUGUGAUGAUUAAUUAUCAUAACGAAAAACGAUUCUGAGCGAAAUUUGGUUGUACAUGUUUUGAAAGGCCGUAAUAUUUACGAUUUUCGUCAACAUUUGAUAUUAAAAUUCUUACAAAAAAAAAAAAAAAAUUACAUAAUUAAACUCGACUUUUACAACUUAUAAUGAACCUCCUAACGUGUUCACAUUUUGAACGAGUUAUUACUAUUCGAAUAUACUUAAUAAUAUUAUUAAAUGAUUGAUGUGAGUUAUUAUGUGUGCGCUCUACAGGACGGACGUUAUUAACGAGGAAGUACCAAGAAAUAUGGUGAACACAAUGAUUUACAACUACGUUUCGUCCAAUUACAAGCCGUGCACUUGGAAUCAGCUGGGUGAAAAAUUUUUCAAAAACGAAAAAAACGUUUCAUCGCCAAACUCGGUAUAAUAUAAAAUAUAUGCUAAAUCUUUAUGUUUAUGGAUUUUCAACCACAUCAUUAUUAUCUAUCUUAUUAUUAUGUUUUCAGUUUUGGGUGCCAUUUUAUUAUGUCACUGGUAACCUGUUUUUAUACAGGAUAAUUUCGUUUUGUUUGCACACCAUUCCGGGUAAUAUCGUGGAUUAUUUUUACAUUCGGUUUCUAGGUAAAGAACCCAGGCAAGUUAAAAAUACGAUUUUUUUUUAGCAGCGCUAAAGGUAUGCCAGCAUCCACAGGUUGGAAAAUAUAGAGUGUCCUACAGUGCUUUCCUUAUGCUAAUAACUCUGUCAGUGUUCAUUUUAUUUUCAAUCGGGUUUUGUACAAGGGUGGCACACAUAUCUAGAGGCACAUUUUGUUUUUGUUUUCUACCCUUAAUUAUUAAAAAAAAAUAACUUUAUUUUAUCUCUUUUCAUAGUUUUCAAAAUAUCAUACAUUCAUAUCCGUUCAAUAGUUUCUUGGGUGUAGCCGUUUUAAUUUCUACACAAUUGGUGUGAAAAUAAUUAAUAUUCAGUAGCAGAUAAGGAAUCACCGUGCUGAUAGUGAUUCCUUAUUGUGUAACGUGUUAUUAAAAAUUGAAAAUUAACUGUUUUUUUUAGAAAUUAAAACGGCUAUUCCUAAGAAAUUAUUGUUCGGAUAUAAAUGUGUGACAUUAAAAUUUUUCGAAUAAAAAUUUUUAUAAAAUAGCCAUUUUGAAAAUUAUAUGAAAUAUGGUAGGUUAAAUAAAAUGUUUUUUUUUUUUUUUUUUUUUACAUAAUAAAGGGAUGAAAAUACAAAUUUAAUUUUUCUCUAUAUACGUGUCCCUUCGCACAAAACCCGAUUGAAAAAAAAUUAAUAUUGAUAGAAUCAUCAGCUUAAGGCCAAUACUGUAAAGUGUAGGACUCCUUGUAUAUACUCAAAAACCAAUAUCGAAAUUUGUUGCAUAAUUUAUACAAAUGUAUGUAAUCGGCAAUUACAUUCCCGGAAUUUGUUCACUCUUUAAACGUAAGUUAAGUGAUUUUCAAUCUUUAUUGAUCCAUGUCAUCCUUAUCGAUUAUAAUCCAAUAUUGAGUCAUUCUACCAAUGCAUAAUCCAUUGAAAUUAUAGGAUAUUCAAGGAGUGGUAUCAUCGUUGAAAAGUGAGUGAUGAGGAGGGCGUUGUUCGGACGGUGUUAGUGGUUACAUGACAACGAAGGAAGGCAAUAAUACGAUUUUAAUCUAAAAAAUUGAAUAUUGUCUUGUUUUUUCCUUUUCCCCAUUUAUUUCGUGUCACCACUGCACUGCGUCCAUGUCACCCUAGCUGAGAACCACUGGUGGUAUUACGAUUGUUUUGUUAUUGGGAAUAAAAUUUAGUGUUUAGUAUUAAUUUCUUUUUAACAGUCCAAUCGUAAUGAAAUUAUGUGCAUUUUGAAAAUAGAUUUGAACUCAAGUUAAAACAGACUAGUUAGCAUUAUUUACACGCCGCGCGCCAUACUGGCACACCAAUGAUACUCCACUUCUCUCCUCCAACUCAAACUUAAAAGUGGAAUAUCUCGUCAAUAGAUCGAAGGAAAUAAAAAACGUCAACACUCAAAUUAAUUUUAACUAAUACUCCAUCUAUUUAUGUAAUUUUGUAUGUAGGUUGCCAUUUGAAAAUUAAAAUUAGGUUUUGGUUUUACAUUUAAAAACAAAGGUGACAAAAAAUAACAUAAAUAUAAAAUUUUAGAACAACUUGUUUCUUAAAUUUUCUAGAAAACAAAUUUCGGAAAUAGUUAAUAUUUUCCCAUAUAAUGAGUGUAUCCACUUAAAUGGAUCACCUGGUAUAUUUUCUAACCGGUGAAUACUAUAUAACACAGCUACAUUUUUAAUGCUGCCGUUUUUAAACAAACAAUAGGUCUAGUUAGGUAUAGGUACCUACAUGCGUGUAAUAUUUUGUAUUUUUUUUUUUUUAGAUUAAAUGAGUUUUAUAAGCGAGUUCACGUGGCAUCCAAUCAUUUGAAUUCAUAUCAACAGAUGCGUGCAAAAUACUAUAACUGCAACGUCAAUAAUUUAAUGAAUAAAUUGUCGGCGAGGGACCGCAUUAUGUUCGGGUUUGACAUGAGUUCACUGUCUUGGGACGAUUAUUUCGACAAGUAUCUUAGAGGACUCCGGGUGUAUUUGAUGGGCAACCGUUUGCACAUGUCAGGAACAAACAAUAAUAAAACGCUCAAUAGGUAUGUCACGUUCAUAAAUAGAUAUAAGUAUGAAAUUGAUAACAUUUGGCAGAUAUUUAAUAUUUAACUUUCAUUUAUCAGCGUUUCUUGAUCUUUUUAUAAACAUAGAAUGAUUUUUUUUUUAUCAUGAACUGGCAAAUAUCUUUGAGAAUUUUAAAUGUAUUUGGUUUCUGUUUUUUUUUCAAUCUUUUUGGGAUCGGUUAAGCUUUAUUUCAAAACCAUUUACAUAUUACUAACUAUUAGUACCCAAAGUACCUCUCUAGUACGAUUUCCUUUCAGAAAAGGUACUAUCAUUGAACGGGGUUCUUAUUUGAAAAUCAGUUGUAUUAUAAUAAUAUUAUAUAAUAUGUAAGGUAUAUGUAUUAGGGGGAAAAAAUUAAAGCUUAAAAUAUUAAAAUAAAGCUUAAUUGAUUCAAUAAUUAUUAAAGAAAAAAGAAAUCAAAUUCACUCAAAAUCCUCUGAAAAAAUGUCUGGUUUACGAUAAAAAAUCACUCUGUAUACUCAUUUCCGAUUUCAUAAAACUAACUCAGUUUUAAAACUUAACCUCUCUUUCACAAUUUUCCAUGAAGCUAUUUUUAUUAUUAUUAUUUUUUAACCAUUAUCUACGUAUGAAGUAGGUAUACCUACCAUAACUCUAUUGGUUUUUUUUAAAAAUGUUUUAUUUAAUUCAUAUGAAUCGUUUGCCCCCUGCUACUUUUUUCAUUUUUUAGAAAGGUACCAAAGAGAUUUUCUGGAAUAGUAUAACUAUAACAAUAACAAUAACUAUUACAAUAACCCUAUUGCCAGAUGUUGAAAAAAAAAGAAAAUCGAUAUCAGGAACCAAAUACAAAUAUUUAAUACCUUAACUUCCUCCUUUGUUUUAUUUGUUAUUUAUUAUAAUUUAUUAACAUACAGGAAUAAUAAAUAAUACAAUAAUGUUUUCCAUCUGACUACACUUAUGAACAAUAGAGGUGGUCAGUGAUGAUACAUAGAUAUAGAUAAUAUAAGUACUAUAUAUAUAGCUAUUAUCUGUGUACUCACUUGAAGUCACCAACGACCAUCACGUUAGGUUAGGUAAAAAUGGUUAUAUCUGUCGUUUUACCAAUGUUACCGCGGUGAUUAAGACUGUGCUUGUUUCUAAUAUUAAACAGAUAUAAGUUACAGUUAUCAUAAUACAAAAGUGCAUGAUAUCAAAUAAUCGUUAUCAAAUUUUUGAACUAAAUGGCGGUUUAUUAUAGUAUAAUAUAUAUAUAUAUAUAUCAGUCGUGAUCUGGUAUUAUAAUAUGAAUCGUAAAAUAAUUAUUGUCAUAUUAUCAUAUUACAGUUAAUAUCAAAUAUAAUUGACCGAUGGACCUAUUCAAGUGUUUUUGGAAACUAAAAUAUUUAGAUUGUUAAUAAAAUAAUAAAAAAAAAAUUAUUAAAAUGGUUAAUACUCGUAAAUAAAUAAAGUAAAUAAAUAUACAAAUAAAAAAUGUAUGUAUAAAAUAAAAAUAAUUAAUUAUCGAUUGAAUAAUCAAUGCGUUGCUUGGAAUAUUAUGAUAAGUGUAUUAUACGACCGGUUUCGAAUUAAAAAUUCAUCAUCAGGUAUAUCACAGUCAAAAUGUAAAACGCGAUAGAAUAUAAAAAAUCAAAUGAAAAAAUGCAUGGAAAAAAAAAAUUACAAAUUGGUCGUUUUAAAUAGAAUAUAGAAAUAAUUUAUUUUAAUAGGAGAGAUUAUUUAAAAUUAAUUAUUAUUAGACAUAGCACAUAUAUAAGAAAUAUAAAAUAUUUGUAUAUUAUUUAUUAUCUAAAAUGUAUUGAUAUAAGAAAUUAUUUUAAAAAUCGUUUUGAACAUUUAAAAUAUUAUUAAAAUUAUUUGUCUUUAUUUCAUUGUGUAUGUGUAAUUCUUCUAAUACUUAAUCAAUGUAAAUGUUAUUUUGGGUACUUAAUAUUUAUUAGUCUGUAUUAAUAUAAAAACUUGUAUUAUGGUUGUUUUUUAAAAAAUUUUUGGAAAAUUUGAAUUACGGGCAGUCUUUUUUAAUUUAUAUUUCCGAAAUGAAAAUAUAUAUGUAUCUUUUACCUUAUUUUAAUAUUUCUAUUUGUUUUAUUUAUAUAAAAUUUAUUUAGUUACAUUUAAGUUUAUAUAUACCAGCGUUUUUAAAAGAAUGGGGAUUUUCGUGUAGUUUUCAGUUCUAUUGUUUAUAUGUUGGAUUAAAUUAUUAUUAGUCUUAAAAACGAUUUUUAUAUUAUUUGUAUUAUUGUUCAGAAUUACAGAUUUCACACUUUAAAAAUCACAGCCGACAAAAAUGACUACAUAAAAAAAAUGAGAAAUAGCGUAGGGUAGGGUAAAUGAUAAAAUUAAUAUUUUAGUAGCACAAAAUGCACAGAAAUUACAAUUUAAAAACCAGAAUUAUUUUCAACCACGAGUUACUAAUUUAACUUCCAUAAUUUUCAAUGAAGCUGAAAAUAACAAAUAACAAUUUAUUAAAUAAAAGUAAGAAAUUUAAUAAAUAUCAAACAUUACACUUUAACUCAAUUAAAAAACAAUUAAUAAAAUGUUAAUCUGUUAUAAAUUAUAUACAAUUUAAAAAUCAAAAUGAAGACAUACAUAUCUUUCAUUUAAUUUUUAUAUUCAAUCCCGUUUUAAAUUUUGACUGUGAUAUACCUGAUGAAUUUUUAAUUCAAAACCGUUCGUAUAAUAAUAUAAUACACUUAUUAUUGUACUUCAGGUGACGUAUUGAUUCAUUUUAUUUUUACACAUACAUUUUUUAUUUAUGUAUUUAUUUACUUUAUUUAUCUUGUGUUGGAUUACAUUAAAAAUAAUGCGAACCUUAUCUGGAGGGCUGUAACAGCUACAACAAUUUUAGAAAUAGACAUAGGAUUGAAAUCUAUUACCUACAUUUGUAAAAAUAUAACUUAUUAAUAAAUAAAAUAAGAAAUUUGUAUUUAAUUAAGUAUAAUAUUAAAUGCAUGUUAUAAAUUUAUAAUACAAAGUCUAACCUCCGGUUUUUCAUAGAAAAGAAACUUUCAAUGAUAUCAUCCACUGGUAUACCUAAUUCCUGGUAAAUACAAAUCAGUGAAAGUCCACAUAUAAGUAAUCACACAUUUAUUUGUGUAACUGGAAAUCAGUGAUAAGAGACAAUGGUUGAACUACCAAAACGAAAUGAUAACAUCAGAAGUUUUGACCCGGUUCGACCAUAGAUAACAAAAAUAUUUUAAUAUCUAUGGAUUUAAACGUUUUAUUAUAUUAUUAAUUAUUUCACGAAAAAGGAAAAUUCAAAAUAAUUCUAAUAAUAAAAUAUUAAACUGUUGAGUUUUGUAAUGUAUUUUAUAAUUUUGUUUGUAUUUGGGAAGGCAUAAUAAUCAAUCGUCACAUCAAUCGACACUAUCGUUUUUGUACACUGAAGUAGCUAAAAUUGCACUACUAUAUACGAUUUUUGUUAUACAAUUACACUGGUAAUAAUAGCAAGUGUUGUAUAGGUCAAUGAAGCAUGUAUUAGGCAAAAAAUGUUCACCAGUGUUUACGAGUGCAGUCAGAUGGAAAAUACUAUAAUAUAGACGCGUAAUAGUCGCAGGAUUUCUUCAUGAAAAAGUGGGUUACGAAAAAAGAAUAUUGAAAAAAUAAAUCAAUUACCUAUCAGUAAAAUCAGAUUAUUUCAAAAAUACAAAUUGUAACUUUUCGAUCACAUAUACUUUAUAAGUCAUGCAAAAGUAAACUUGCUUUUAAUUCACAAAACAUUCUACCUAGAUUAAAAAAAAAAGGUAAUGGGAGAGGUUUGAGCCCCUUCUCUUCUUACGUAUAGACCUAAAUAGACGUGUAAUUUUUGUUUCAGAUUGAUAACGAUACAUUACAAUUUGAUAAUAUCUAUAUGUUUCAUUAUUAUCGUGUACACGUUAUUUUUUUAUUUGUAA